CUGGCAGCAGGUCACAGUCGACAGCCUCAAAGUUCCUAGCUCUGUGGACCACUGGAGACGACACCAUUCCCUGCUACUCCCCUCUGAGCUCCAGACACCAUGAACCCUCCCGCCACAAAGGUCUCCUGGGUCGCCGUGACGCUCCUGCUGCUGCUACUGCUGCCGCCGGCGCUCCUGUCGCCCGGGGCAGCCGCACAGCCCCUUCCCGACUGCUGCCGCCAGAAGACGUGCUCCUGCCGCCUCUAUGAGCUGCUGCACGGCGCGGGCAACCACGCGGCCGGCAUCCUCACGCUGGGCAAGCGGCGGUCCGGAGCCCCAGGCUUACAGGGCCGGCUGCAGCGCCUCCUGCAGGCCAAUGGCAACCACGCUGCCGGCAUCCUGACCAUGGGCCGCCGCGCAGGCGCAGAGCCAGCACCGCGCCCCUGCCCCGGACGCCGUUGUCCCGCUGCGGCCGUCCCUUCUGUUGCCCCUGCGGGACGUUCCGGGGUCUGA
Messenger RNA from Pteronotus mesoamericanus, 492 nucleotides. It is a transcript of the gene HCRT, whose product is annotated as hypocretin neuropeptide precursor. Bases 100 to 492 code for a protein of 130 amino acids. The transcript is spliced from 2 exons. NCBI's taxonomy places the organism in Eukaryota, Metazoa, Chordata, Mammalia, Chiroptera, Mormoopidae. Gene Ontology annotation, biological process: regulation of neurotransmitter secretion; eating behavior; positive regulation of transmission of nerve impulse. The record is from RefSeq and is a predicted model, not a curated record. Gene Ontology annotation, cellular component: perinuclear region of cytoplasm. Gene Ontology annotation, molecular function: type 2 orexin receptor binding; neuropeptide hormone activity; type 1 orexin receptor binding.